This is a messenger RNA of Gongylonema pulchrum, 259 nucleotides long. Lineage: Eukaryota; Metazoa; Nematoda; Chromadorea; Rhabditida; Gongylonematidae. The record is from the annotation of a GenBank genome assembly.
GAGGAAUCGAUUGGAAUUCUUCCACGUACGCUCGACGUCAUAUUCAAUUCUCUGGUUAAUCGAACCGACAAAUGUGUCUUCAGACCCGAUGGCCGCAACGGCUUCAUCGUAUGUGACGAACUGGAGGCAGCACUGGCACGCCGUCGCAUGGAACUGGAACAUUCGGACAGCGGUAUCGAAUUGGCCAAUCGUUAUGUUGAACGCCGCAGGGUUAGUUAGAUUUAAAAAAAAAAAAAAAAUUGAAUAUCUAAAAAUCUAA